AUGGCCAAUACAAGGAGUAGGAAUAGAAACCAGAAUCAUGAUGAUGCAUCUUGUAGGAAGAGGUUCAAGACUCAUGACAAAAGUGUUGUGAUACCUUGGUCAGGCCUUAACCAUGAUGUGCUUCUUUUAGUUCUAAUGAAACUGGGAGCCGUUGAUUUUAUUGCAUUCAGUGGAGUUUGCAAGUCAUGGAGAUCACUCGCACUCCCAAACAAGAAGAUGUUUAUGCAAUCCAGACCACCAAUGUCGAUAUGGAUCAAAGAUUGUCCUUAUAAGAAAGAAUGCUAUUUAGAAGACUUUGAAGGAAUAAAGUUCAAAAUCCGCCUUCCUAAUUCUAUUGGCAGGAGAUGUGUUGGAUUAACUUGUGGUUUCUUGAUCUUGUUUUGGGAUUAA
Molecule: messenger RNA, 390 nt
Organism: Lactuca virosa
Lineage: Eukaryota; Viridiplantae; Streptophyta; Magnoliopsida; Asterales; Asteraceae
Source: the annotation of a GenBank genome assembly